Messenger RNA from Hemiscyllium ocellatum (epaulette shark), 1655 nucleotides. Its product is annotated as actin, alpha cardiac muscle 1-like. Bases 121 to 1254 code for a protein of 377 amino acids. The record is from RefSeq and is a predicted model, not a curated record. Lineage: Eukaryota; Metazoa; Chordata; Chondrichthyes; Orectolobiformes; Hemiscylliidae. Gene Ontology annotation, cellular component: actin filament; sarcomere. Gene Ontology annotation, molecular function: myosin binding. The transcript has 7 exons. Gene Ontology annotation, biological process: actin filament organization; actin-myosin filament sliding; heart contraction.
AGUCAGCCUGGGAUCUACUGGGGUCUAUAAAAGUCAGUGAGCCACCAAGCUGCUCCAUCCUACCUCCAUCCUCACCUAGACCUCUCUCGCUCUCUCUCCUAGGAGCCGAAAUCCCUCACCAUGUGCGACGACGAGGAAACCACCGCGCUGGUCUGUGACAACGGUUCUGGCCUGGUAAAGGCCGGCUUUGCCGGUGAUGACGCUCCCAGGGCUGUCUUUCCUUCCAUCGUGGGCCGACCCAGACACCAGGGAGUAAUGGUUGGUAUGGGUCAGAAAGACGCCUAUGUAGGAGAUGAGGCCCAAAGCAAGAGAGGUAUCCUGACUCUAAAAUACCCAAUUGAACAUGGCAUCAUCACAAACUGGGAUGAUAUGGAGAAGAUCUGGCAUCAUACUUUCUACAAUGAGCUGCGUGUGGCCCCUGAGGAACAUCCUACACUGCUCACUGAAGCCCCCCUCAACCCCAAGGCUAACCGGGAGAAGAUGACCCAAAUCAUGUUUGAGACCUUCAAUGUACCUGCUAUGUAUGUUGCGAUCCAGGCUGUGCUGUCCCUGUACGCCUCCGGCCGCACCACUGGUAUCGUCCUGGACUCUGGUGAUGGUGUAACCCAUAACGUGCCUAUCUAUGAAGGCUAUGCCCUCCCUCAUGCUAUCAUGCGUCUGGACUUGGCUGGCCGCGACCUGACAGAUUACCUGAUGAAGAUUCUCACUGAGCGCGGUUACUCCUUUGUCACCACCGCUGAACGUGAGAUUGUCCGUGACAUCAAAGAGAAACUUUGCUACGUGGCUCUGGACUUUGAGAAUGAAAUGGCAACUGCAGCAUCAUCCUCUUCCCUGGAGAAAAGCUAUGAACUUCCAGAUGGCCAGGUCAUCACCAUUGGCAACGAGCGUUUCCGCUGCCCCGAGACCCUCUUCCAGCCAUCCUUCAUUGGUAUGGAAUCUGCUGGAAUCCAUGAGACUACCUACAACAGCAUCAUGAAGUGUGACAUUGACAUUCGUAAGGAUCUUUAUGCCAACAAUGUACUGUCUGGAGGUACCACCAUGUACCCUGGUAUUGCUGACCGCAUGCAGAAGGAAAUCACUGCCCUCGCCCCCAGCACCAUGAAGAUUAAGAUCAUUGCCCCCCCAGAGCGUAAAUACUCUGUUUGGAUUGGAGGCUCUAUCUUAGCUUCUCUGUCCACCUUCCAGCAGAUGUGGAUCAGCAAACAGGAAUAUGAUGAGGCUGGUCCUUCCAUUGUCCACAGGAAAUGCUUCUAAAGAAUCUCAGUCCCGCCCAGUAAUCAAAGGCAGUGAGUUUUUUGGACAAAGGCAAUCCAUCUCUUGUCCUCUGGAGGUUUUUUUUACUGUGCUUAAUGCUCUAACCUACAGUGCACUUGACAGUGUUCCACCUAGACCUGGCUUCCAAUCGAGACACUUUGAGAAGAGGGUCAGACUGCUCCUCGUCGAGUCUACCCUGGACUGAGGUGUACCCCAGUCUGUCAGUGUUCAUUGUUUACGAAUCUUAAUCAACAGUCAACAGAACUAAGCACUGCCCUAAACAAUAUCUUAACACUCCUCUGUAAAUGUCUGUCCCUUUAAUUGUUUUGUUCAAGUCCCUGUUUUGUUAUUUAUGAACAUUAUUUGUGUUCUCGUGAAUAAAAAAACAGAUGAUCCUCUGA